GAGAGUUAACAGUUUUGGAAGUCGCUAGGGGUUAUAUUGAAAGUUAACGCUUCAGGUUCUAGGUUGAGCACAAUGACCGCCUCCUCCUGGGCAGCUGGUCCGGAGGCGAGCGCGGAGGAGCUCCGCCUCUGGCUGCCUUGGGGGGGGAACCCACCUUACCAGGGCGCAGAGACCAAACCUGGAGCCGCGUGCACGGGGGACCCCGCGUCCCGCCGAGCACCGGCCGCAUGUAGCCCUCUCCGACUGAGCUAAGAAGGGGGUGCUCCUCGCGGCCCUCUGGGGGAGCCCUCCCACUCUUUCCAACUUUCCCGGCCCUGGGGCCGGAGGAGGGCGCCUCUCCCGGCGGGUGCGCGCUCGGUACUUAAAGGCGGCUCCGUGGGGCCGGCGCUCGUCAGUCGGAGCGCGCAGCGGCGGCGGUGCACCGGGGAGCGAGGCGCGGCGGCGGCGAGGAGCAGGAGGAGGGGCAUGGAGCCGCCGCGGGCCUGCUGAGUACCGGAGCGCGGGCAGCCGGCGGCACGAUGCCGGUGCAGCUGACGACAGCCCUGCGUGUGGUGGGCACCAGCCUGUUUGCCCUGGCGGUGCUGGGUGGCAUCCUGGCGGCUUACGUGACAGGCUACCAGUUCAUUCACACAGAGAAGCACUACCUGUCCUUCGGCCUGUACGGUGCCAUCCUGGGCCUGCACCUGCUCAUCCAGAGCCUGUUUGCCUUCCUGGAGCACCGGCGCAUGCGGCGGGCGGGCCGGCCGCUGAAACUCGCCUCCCCAUCACGCCGCUCGGUGGCACUGUGCAUCGCGGCAUACCAGGAGGACCCCGACUACUUGCGCAAGUGCCUGCGCUCCGCCCAGCGCAUCGCCUUCCCUGACCUCAAGGUGGUCAUGGUGGUGGAUGGCAAUCGCCAGGAGGACGCCUACAUGCUGGACAUCUUCCACGAGGUGCUAGGCGGCACUGAGCAAGCUGGCUUCUUUGUGUGGCGCAGCAACUUCCAUGAGGCAGGUGAAGGGGAGACCGAGGCCAGCCUGCAGGAGGGCAUGGACCGUGUGCGGGAUGUGGUGAGAACCAGCACCUUCUCCUGCAUCAUGCAGAAGUGGGGAGGCAAGCGAGAGGUCAUGUACACGGCUUUCAAGGCUCUUGGUGAUUCAGUGGACUACAUCCAGGUGUGCGACUCUGACACCGUGCUGGAUCCAGCCUGCACCAUCGAGAUGCUUCGAGUCCUGGAGGAGGACCCCCAAGUAGGGGGAGUUGGAGGAGAUGUACAAAUCCUCAACAAGUAUGACUCGUGGAUCUCCUUCCUGAGCAGUGUGCGGUACUGGAUGGCCUUCAACGUGGAGCGGGCCUGCCAGUCCUACUUCGGCUGCGUGCAGUGUAUUAGUGGGCCUUUGGGCAUGUACCGCAACAGCCUCCUCCAGCAAUUCCUGGAGGACUGGUACCACCAGAAGUUCCUGGGCAGCAAGUGCAGCUUCGGAGAUGACCGCCACCUCACCAACCGAGUCCUGAGCCUCGGCUACCGGACUAAGUAUACAGCACGCUCCAAGUGCCUCACAGAGACUCCCACCAAGUACCUCCGGUGGCUCAACCAGCAGACCCGCUGGAGCAAGUCUUACUUCCGAGAGUGGCUCUACAACUCUCUGUGGUUCCAUAAGCACCACCUCUGGAUGACCUAUGAAUCAGUGGUCACAGGUUUCUUCCCCUUCUUUCUCAUUGCCACAGUCAUACAGCUUUUCUACAGAGGCCGCAUCUGGAAUAUUCUCCUCUUCCUGCUGACGGUGCAGCUGGUGGGCAUUAUCAAGGCUACCUAUGCCUGCUUCCUUCGGGGCAAUGCAGAAAUGAUCUUCAUGUCCCUCUAUUCCCUUCUGUAUAUGUCCAGCCUCCUGCCAGCCAAGAUCUUUGCCAUUGCUACCAUCAACAAGUCUGGCUGGGGCACCUCUGGCCGAAAAACCAUCGUGGUGAACUUCAUUGGCCUCAUCCCUGUGUCCAUCUGGGUGGCAGUCCUUCUAGGGGGACUGGCCUACACAGCGUAUUGCCAGGAUCUGUUCAGCGAGACAGAGCUAGCCUUCCUGGUCUCUGGGGCCAUCCUGUAUGGCUGCUACUGGGUAGCCCUCCUCAUGUUGUACCUGGCCAUCAUCGCCCGGCGAUGUGGGAAGAAGCCAGAGCAGUACAGCUUAGCUUAUGCUGAGGUGUGACACGGCCCCCAAGCAGAGUGGGAAAAGUGCAAUGGGUAA
Neofelis nebulosa (Clouded leopard) is the source of this 2219-nucleotide messenger RNA. It is a transcript of the gene HAS3, whose product is annotated as hyaluronan synthase 3. Bases 519 to 2180 code for a protein of 553 amino acids. Gene Ontology annotation, molecular function: hyaluronan synthase activity. The record is from RefSeq and is a predicted model, not a curated record. NCBI's taxonomy places the organism in Eukaryota, Metazoa, Chordata, Mammalia, Carnivora, Felidae. The transcript is spliced from 4 exons. Gene Ontology annotation, biological process: extracellular matrix assembly; hyaluronan biosynthetic process.